Megalopta genalis is the source of this 3544-nucleotide messenger RNA. RefSeq lists its product as uncharacterized. The record is from RefSeq and is a predicted model, not a curated record. Lineage: Eukaryota; Metazoa; Arthropoda; Insecta; Hymenoptera; Halictidae.
AGAAAAGCCUUCAUUCUGAUAGCAGAUCGCGAUUCACGGAGUCGGUGAACUCGUAAAACGCGGCCGUGUGUUCAGUAGCCGAAUCGCGAUAGGAGGCCCGGCGACGCGCGUCGCACUCAUCAUCGAGUAACUAUCAUUUUCCAUUCGGACCGGAUGAACGGUACACCGGGGACGCGUUAAUCGUCCGGUGGAUAUAUACUUCGGCUGCGAUCGGAACCGGGGCCUCGAAUCCUCCUUUGUAAACCGGCAGAGACGACCGCCUCCGUGGAUCCUGGGCAACGUGACGACCGACCAGUCACACCAUGAGGACGUUGCUGGUUCUGCUGGUGUCCAUCGCAGCGUCCGGUAUGGCAGCACCUGUGCCCGAGCCAAGCGGACGAAACUUCUUGGCCAGGAGCAAGGACGAGGUCCCCGCGGAAGCCGAGAUUGUCACCGGCAAGGACGCGACGAAUCGGCCGGCAAAAAAGCAAUCAGAGAAGACCGACGGUGGAACGAAAGAUUGGAGGGGCUCGUUACAGUCGCCGGUCCUGAAUAAAGCGGAGAACAGGCCCGAGCCGAGCCUCUCUCAAAGGCGUCCGAGCGACAGCAGGGACAAAGUAUCGAAGAACCGAAGGCACAAAGCGAUCUUCGUCAACUAUCCGAUCGUGCCCCAGCCACAGCAAUUCCCGGCGGUGCCUUACGACGCCGAUUACGCGCGAAACGGCCACAAGAACGACGAGGCGACGGCGGCCGGGGACGCCAAGAGGAUCCAGGAGAGCAACGUCUUCUACAUCCGACUGCCACCCACGCCGUACAUGUACGUCCCGGGCUUAGGCUACAUCUCGCAGCCCCCGAAGUACUCGACCUCGAACCUGCGACCUCAAAUCCCUUAUCACAAGCCGUCCAGGCCGAAGCCCGUCUACCAGAAGCAGCCCGGCAACAACCCGUUCAUCAAGCUGCCCAUCGAUUUCGUGAGCAACGGCAAGCCGACGGCCGUCUAUCACUGGCAGAAGAAGCAGAAGAAGCCGACCGACAGUCCCAUCACCAAUCUGGACAGCUUAUCGCCGGUGUUCGUGAGCAACGGGAAGCCCACGUCCAUCUACCAAUGGCAGACCAACCUGAAGCCGGCGAAGAGACCCGACGACCUGGUCAACAACCUGGACAAGGGCCCGUACAUGUUCAACGGCAAGCCGACCAGCUUCUUCCUGCUGAAGCCCGACGGCACGACCUCGGCCCGCCAGCAGCUUCAGUAUCCCGACUACCAGCAGGAUAAUUCGUACUAUUGAGGCGGCCACGGCCGCGGCCGCGGCUACCGAAACGUGCCACGGAGGCCGCAGAUCCUAGGAAUUCUCGAUUCGAAAUCACCGGCUGCCGCGGAGACUCGAUUCGAUGGGCGUGCGCGCGCGCGCGCGCGGACGCCGCGCCGGAGACUUGCUCCCGUCGAAUCCGGGUUGCUACGAGGAUUGAUGGGACGCGAAAGUGCUCGAAUGUGCGGCGAAUCUCUCGAUGGGACUCGAACCGGGCGAGAGGAGGCUCUCGUCGAACCCGAACGAUUAGGGUUCUUCGAGAGCGGUUCUUCGGCCCUUGCCUUCGUGAUAACUCUGCGACGAGAUGCAGAGGGUCAAAAGAUUGGCUGUUUGUGAUCUUUCCGCGAGAACAGGACAACCCAUGGAGUUACAAGGCUUGCUCGGUGUUUCUUGCGGAAGCGGACGCUGGCUUAGAGACGUUAACGAGUUCGGAUUGGGCGUGGUCUGCGGUCUCGACGCAUUUUUACCGUUCGAACGGUUGUUCGCCGACUGUACAAUUACGACGAUUCGAUGAUAAAAACGAUCUUUUACUCUAAUUCAUUGUUUCCACAGUGUGUUAUCAGCACCUUUCUCGUCUCCGCGAAUCGCUAUCUUUUUCCAUUGUAAAUUACGAACGUUUCGAAGCCAGCGUAUUCGUUCCUCGCGGAGCGGAAUACAAAGAGGCUAGAGAGUUCAUCGACACGCUGUUCUCGCGGGUUUAAGUAGCCAGAAGAAAAAGCGACGGUGGUGCCAAUGCAUUUUUGACUCGCUGUACCGCGACGAUUAUCGUGUAAGAGCGUCGAUUAUUACGUAUGAUCGGAGGAGGGCCGUCGGUGAGCCGACAGAGAAAAAUUCGACGCGUACUAUCGUUAGCAUAAUUAAUCCUCCCUUAAACGGGCCGCUCGCGUUUCGGACCUUUUUUCCCCCCCGAGGUCCGAACCGGUCUGCCAUACACAAUGAUUACGAUGCUUCGCGAAAAGGCGUCUGCUCGGCACGCGUGGUGCUCGUCGUUUACACUCCGCGUAAUCCGUUCACGCGUCCGAUUAGAAAUGCCAUUUAUCAUCCACGGAUAGUUGGAAGAGUCGUUUGUAAACGUUUAGCGUCUUAGCUCGCGUAUUUAUCCGUCUAAACCGUUUCGCGGUGGUGCAAUUAAUAUCCUAUUAAAUCGUCCGUCCCGGGGGACACGGCUCGAAACCAUCUGCUGGUGGCGCAGCUUUGUUAUUUAUUGUAUAGAUUUUUCACGGAACAGGUUAAGAAGGCGUGCGCUCCGCAUGGAACUCGUUCUCCAUCCGCGAGAUGUUUGAUAGCCUUUUAAUUACACCCGCCCACCGCCAAUGCGAAUUUACACGGACGUCCGAGCGUCCCCGUUCGUUUAUAAAUGGGAAAACGAUUAUCCGUUUCUCGUACGCGGAGACCAGGUAGCAACCGGAGCAACUUGGAAAGGCAGAACCCAACGUCGGAAUCUGCUGUGCAACAAUAACAAUCGAAACGGCGCGCAUCGCGAUCGUAAAAUCGAUCGUCCCGAAGUCGGUCGGGCACAGUUUCCCGGCUCGUGUGCGUCGUUUCAACGAUUCGAUAUUAAUUGUCCGCCUCCAAUUGGAGCGUGUCAUUAAGUCCCGUUUCCGAGCGAGAAGGCCGCCGAGACCUGUAAUUAUUUCUAGAAAUGUAUAGCUGUUAUUUUGUAAAGUAUAGACACUCGCACGCCUAUUUAUGCGUCAAUUAAUUAACGAGACCGACGGGUUUCGCGUUGGUCGCGUCGCCGAUAAAAAAACGAGCACGUAUCGCGACGCGAUCAUGCCGAUACGAAGACUGUUUGCUCAAGCGUCUAGCCUAACACGUUGUUUGUUCAUUGUUCAUUAUUGACAGUUUCACUCCGCUGUUCCCCUCGAUCGUACAUCGAAUUUCUCUGCGCUUCGAACGCAAGCUUACAAAAAUGUUGAACCGAGCAAAAUGGAGCAAUUUCAAACGGUAGAAGCAUUGAAAAUAUUUUCCGCCCGAUGUCUGCUUGCUGCAAUCGGACGAAGAAAAUAUUUAAUUCGCGCGGAAAUCAGCCUAGCAAUGAAAUUUAAUUAUCGGAUACGACCGCGAAUCACUGCGACCGAGUCUCCGGGGAACAGCGGGGUUAAUGGCGUAUUUAUUUGCAGAUCCAAGUCAUAUUUAUACACCUCCCUGUUACCGGAAUAACGUUGUCAGGGCCCCCCACUCCAACCACCUCCAUUUUCUACGUUGUACAUAUGUGAAGAAAAUACACGAGUGCUCCGAGGAGCUUAUCCGUGAAA